AAAGCCAAGAAACUUUAGAAAAGCAUCCGAGAGUUUCCCUAUCCCUUACAAUUUUGCAUUCCAAUCGGAAAUUGUUCCCAAAAUUCUGUUUUCUAGGGUUUUUCAGGUUCCAUAAUUUUUUAAUGAUAUCAAAAUUGCGCGUUCCAUCAACGACGGCAACUCUUCGAUCAUCGUCUUUCGGGUACUCUGCCGACCCCCCCGAGACCUAUAUGCGAGUAGUGCACUUUUUUUUUCUUUUGAGAAGAGAAAUCAAUACACGAUUCGAAAUUGAAAGUAAUUAGGUUCUUGUGUUGGGGUUUCCAGUGGUUAAAGAUUGGAGUGAUUCGAUUUUCUUUCCCUUUCUCGGGAACCAUUCGGAAAACGAGUUUAUUUGGAACUUGAAAAGGGACUGAAUUUUUGAAAGGCGUGUUUUUAUUAGAAGUCAGACGAUGAACAGAAAAUCAACUAGUUGCGCUCUUUGCGAGAAUUCGAAUCUCCCUUCAAUAUGUUCCAUCUGCGUAAAUUACAGAUUAGCCGAUCACUACAAUAUUCUAAAAUCAAAUAAAAGUCAUCGGGAUUCGUUGUAUAGUAGACUGGAGGAAGUGCUUCUGGCAAAGGGGAAGGCAGAUGAUCAAGUAGGUUGGAGAAUGUCUCAAAAUGAAAAGCUUGCAAAGUUACGGGAGAAGCACCGCCGAAGUAAAGAGCGGCUCGUGCAAGGGAAGGCUAAAGUAGAGAGAAUGCACUACGAUCUAAAAGUGAAGUCUGGGGUGCUUGAAGCUGCUCGUUCUAUGUUGGAAAACAAUCGCAUGGAACAACUGGAAAAGUUCUAUCCCAACUUUAUUUGCACUCAGACUUUAGGACAUAUGGCAAUUACCUCAGAACGUCUUCAUAAACAGUCUGUAGUCAUCAAACAAAUAUGCAAAUUGUUUCCCCAUCGUCGGGUGAUCAUAGAUGGAGAGAGGAAAAAUGGGUCUGCUGAGCAAUAUGAUCAAAUUUGUAAUGCACGUUUGCCAAGAGGGGUUGAUCCACACUCUGUUGCAUCAGAAGAGCUUGGUGCCUCACUCGGAUACAUGGUGCAACUCCUGAAUCUUAUUGUUCGAAUUUUAGCUGCUCCUGCUCUUCAUAACUCAGGUUUUGCGGGUUCUAACUCUCGGAUAUGGCAAAGAGAUUCUUAUUGGGAUGCACGUCCUUCUUCUCGAAGUAAUGAAUAUCCCCUAUUCAUCCCACGCCAAAACUAUUGCUCCACAAGUGUGGAAAAUUCAUGGUCAGAUAGAAGCUCAAGUAAUUUUGGUGUUACUUCGAUAGAAUCAGAGAGGAAGGUCCGCCUGGAUUCUUCAGGAAGUAAUAGCUUUAACUAUUCUUCUGCUUCUCCACAUUCUAUUGAAACACACAAGGACUUGCAGAAAGGCAUAUCACUCCUCAAGAAAAGUGUGGCAUGCAUAACGACAUAUUGCUAUAAUUCAUUGUGCCUAGAUGUCCCAUCUGAGGCAUCAACUUUUGAAGCAUUUGCAAAAUUAUUAGCCACAUUAUCUUCAUCCAAGGAACUCCGUUCUGUUUGUUCCAUAAAAUCAGCUUGCUCAAGGUCAAAUAAACAAGUUCAGCAGUUAAACAAAUCUGUGUGGAAUGUGAAUUCUGCCUUUGCCUCAACCACUCUACUCGAUAGUGCACAUACAGUGGCAUCAAUGAAGAAUAUUGGUGAAAACAACCUUCCUAAUCCUGCCACCAGCUUUCUUUAUGCCACGGAGUCUGAUGCUGGAAAGAACGAAUUCAUUAUUGAAGGAUGGGAUCUCAUCGAACACCCGACUUUUCCUCCUCCCCCAUCACAAUGUGAGGAUGUUGAGCAUUGGACUCGAGCCAUGUUCAUUGACGCCACCAAGAAGAAAUGACUCAGCCACGUUGGUUCCUUGUACUUAUUAUGGAAAGUUUGGUAAAAGGAGUCACCAAACUGAGAAAACCAGCCCGCAUGGAGGAUUGAAGUGUGGAACUCUUUUACCGUGUUUGUGCUCUUGUUUACGUGUAAAUAGAUAAUUCAUUGUGUACAUAAAACAAGUCUUUUCUAUUUUAGCGUAUUUUCCAGUUAAAAUAUAUUACUAUAAGUUAAUUGUAUGCAUCUGUAAAAGCACAAUAAAUAGACGAUGAAAAAAAUAGUAUUUGACUGA
Messenger RNA from Morus notabilis, 2138 nucleotides. RefSeq lists its product as uncharacterized. Gene Ontology annotation, cellular component: lytic vacuole; endosome. The record is from RefSeq and is a predicted model, not a curated record. The transcript is spliced from 13 exons. Gene Ontology annotation, biological process: SNARE complex assembly. The coding region runs from base 429 to 1865 and encodes 478 amino acids. Lineage: Eukaryota; Viridiplantae; Streptophyta; Magnoliopsida; Rosales; Moraceae. Gene Ontology annotation, molecular function: SNARE binding.